Molecule: messenger RNA, 299 nt
Organism: Racocetra fulgida
Lineage: Eukaryota; Fungi; Glomeromycota; Glomeromycetes; Diversisporales; Gigasporaceae
Source: the annotation of a GenBank genome assembly
AAGGAGGAAACUCAAAUAAAAAACGACAAAUCCAAAAAGAAACCAAAAAAGUUGGCUGUGAGUGCACCUUACAAGCUCACUAUAAUCUGUCUAAUUUUUCUGAAGUAGUUGUAAUGCACUAUUGGUAUGAGCAUAAUGGACAUGUGCCUGGUAGUCGCGCUGAUGUUAAAUAUUUAAAAAAGUCUGAAGAGAUUAUUACUGAAAUUAAAACAUUUGCACAGCAAGGACUAUCUCUUUCAGCAAUUCGCCAGUUAAUGAAAACACCUACAGAAAUAACUGAAAAGUUUUUUUUUAAUUUG